This is a messenger RNA of Myripristis murdjan (pinecone soldierfish), 866 nucleotides long. RefSeq names its product protamine-like protein. NCBI's taxonomy places the organism in Eukaryota, Metazoa, Chordata, Actinopteri, Holocentriformes, Holocentridae. The transcript has a single exon. Gene Ontology annotation, biological process: nucleosome assembly. The record is from RefSeq and is a predicted model, not a curated record. Bases 93 to 659 code for a protein of 188 amino acids. Gene Ontology annotation, molecular function: DNA binding; structural constituent of chromatin. Gene Ontology annotation, cellular component: nucleosome.
UCUCUUCUCCAUCACACACACUCUUUCUCCCUGGGCUACUGAACCUUGACCCAACUCACCUGGUCCUGAACUAUAGUGAACUAGGAACUACAAUGUCUUCUGCUGCGAUUAGUUUGCCUCCGGCGUCUCCAGCCAAAGCGCCGAAGAAGAGAUCCAAGUCGGUGAGGAGGAAUACGGGCCCCACUGUGUCCGACCUGAUCCUGAAGGCAGUGUCUGCAUCCAAGGAGCGAGGCGGCAUGUCCCUGGCUGCCCUGAAGAAGACUCUGCAGGCCGGCGGAUACGAUGUGGUGAAGAACAAAGCCAGAAUCCUCAUCGCCAUCAGACGCCUGGUAGCCAACAAAGCUCUGGUGCAAACCAAAGGCAGCGGGGCGUCGGGCUCCUUCAAGGUGAACAAGAAGCCUCCCACACCUCGGAAGAAGAAGGUGGUGAAAAAGAAGAAGCCUAAGGCAAAGAAACCCAGGAGGGCGAGCGCCAAGAAAGCAGCCGGAGGCGCCACGCCGGCAGCCAAAAAGUCACCAAAGAGAAAGAGAAAGACAAAGACAAAGGCAAAGAGUCCCAAGAAAGCCAAGAAACCAGCCGCGGCCAAGAAGCCCAAGAGCCCGAGGAAGACCAAGCGCAGGGUCUCCAAAUCUACCAGAGCCAGGAAGGCCAAGAAGUGAAUUCGACUUACUGAACACUAAAUGCUGUCCAAAAGCAUUUCUGGAGGAGAUAGUUCUGCAUUUGUGGACUGCACUUAAGCGUUCAACCCAUGAACUGGUGUGCCUUUGCGUUUUUCUAUAAUAGAGAACACUGCACCUGCUGUUUUUACACUCCUCACCACAAACUGAUGUGAUGUGGUCUCUUUAAUGAAUUAGCAUUGCCAUUGU